Penicillium lagena is the source of this 1392-nucleotide messenger RNA. Its product is annotated as Dynamitin subunit 2. Lineage: Eukaryota; Fungi; Ascomycota; Eurotiomycetes; Eurotiales; Aspergillaceae. Gene Ontology annotation, biological process: mitotic spindle organization. The coding region runs from base 1 to 1392 and encodes 463 amino acids. The record is from RefSeq and is a predicted model, not a curated record. Gene Ontology annotation, cellular component: dynactin complex; cytoplasm. The transcript has 4 exons.
AUGGCCUUCAACAAGAAAUACGCCGGGCUCCCGGAUCUGGACUCCGCCCCAGAUAUCUACGAAACCGAUCCCCCCGACCUUACGGACGGAGCAUCCACUGUCCCCACAACCACAAUCCGCACAGACUCCGACCACGACGACACAGCCUCCGAUAUCGACCGCGAAGGCGUCAAUGCCGACCAAGCGCGUCUGCACUUCGAGGGCGCGGCCGUGGAUGCCCGCAAGGCCAAUUUCUCCGAUAGCAUUGCCGAGAAGCGGUCCGCGUACCGGAGUAAAAGCCACAGUCGUCGUCAUCGUCAGAGACGGAGACGAGAGGAUGGCGCCGAGGAAGUUGGUGAUCUAAGUGAUACUGGUGGCAAGUCUGGGGAGGAGAAGGAGAAGCUUGGUGAUGGCGUCGCGGAACUGAGCCGUGCCCUCGACCAUCUUUAUGCCUCUUCGCGGGGUGAUCUUGCCUCGUCACAUUCAGCUGCCGCGCUGCUCUCUCAAAAGCUAGCCUCCGAUAACCGUCCCGCUGUUUCUGCAUCUGCAUCUGCAUCCGACUCGCAAUCGCAAUCGCAACAACCACCAAAACAACCCACAACACCAGCGGAUGCACCCACGUCAUCUCCAGCACCCGCACCCCCCUCGGCAGGGAUAAUCUCCCACGCCGCAGCCUUCGACACCCGCCUCGCCCUCAUAGAGUCCUCAAUGGGGAUCUCCAGCUCCUCGAACCCAUUCCUCGCAGACGGGACCUCCUCACCAGCCCUGCAACCCGUCCUGCCCGCACUCGAGCAUCUCUCUACGCGCAUCUCCGCCCUAACGAGCCUCCUAGUCGGCACGAACGCAGCCUCUACCACUGCUCUUAGCGCAGCACCACCGGGCUCAGGCACCUCCGCCGUACCGGGUCUAACAACACCACACCUCGAAGCCCUCUCAACCCGCGUCCGCAAACUAACAACAGACGCCGAGGCGCUCGCCUCCGCGCGCCGUCGCGCCAUCGACGCCGCAAAAGCAGCUCAGGCUGCGCGGAUCGCCUCGUCCACCUCGGAAGACGGUCCUGACCCCUCCUCUGGCUCUGCCCCCAUCGACGACGAGCACACAGCCAAGAUCCACGCUCUCUACGCUACUCUCCCGACCAUCCAGUCUCUGCACCCUUUACUCCCCAGUGUCCUGGAGCGUCUGCGCUCUCUGCGCGCGUGCCAUGCCGGUGCGGCGCAGGCGGCUGGUGAUCUGGAUGCGCUGGAGAAGCGACAGGCUGAGAUGGACGAGGAGAUUAGGCAGUGGCGUGAGGGGUUGGUUGCUGUUGAAGAGAAGAUGGGGCAGGGUGAGGUGGCCCUAAAGGAGAAUGUUGAGACGAUUGAGCCGUGGGUGAGAGAUUUGGAGAAGCGGCUUGCGAAGCUAGGUGGGAUGUAG